Messenger RNA from Podarcis lilfordi (Lilford's wall lizard), 40034 nucleotides. The record is from the annotation of a GenBank genome assembly. NCBI's taxonomy places the organism in Eukaryota, Metazoa, Chordata, Lepidosauria, Squamata, Lacertidae.
AUGAGCAGGAACUGUGAAGGUAAGAGGAGUUUAGAUGCCAGAUUCUUGAACUGGGGGGGGGGGGGACCACAUUCAUUGGGAAUGGAAAACCAGGAGGGGGUUGUGUGUCACAGGAUUGUGCCUUGACUUCAAGGGGAACGCUGGGGAGAUGGGUUUUGCUGCCACCCUAGCAGUUUGAAAGCACGAAGUGCAAGUAGAUAAAUAGGUACCGCUCCGGCGGGAAGGUAAACGGCGUUUCCGUGCGCUGCUCUGGUUCACCAGAAGCGACUUAGUCAUGCUGGCCACAUGAACUGGAAGCUGUACGCCAGCUCCCUAGGCCAAUAAAGUGAGAUGAGCACUGCAACUCCAGAGUUGUCCGCGACUGGACCUAAUGGUCAGGGGUCCCUUUACCUUUAUCUUAUGUCUUUGCCUUGUACAUUUAUGAACAUAUAUUCUAUAUCUGAAACCUGAGAAUUCUUAUAACAAAGGCACAGGGUCUUGAGAAGUGGCUGUCUGGACAAGGAGGGCUUUAGAGAACUCAGCAUAAAGAGCAAUGAGGCAACUGUGAGUUUGGAUCCCAGCAGCAAAAGGGGGAAACUGGCAAAUCUGAGCCCACGUCUCUCCCAGGAAAGCAAGUGAAGAACAUGAAGCAGCAUGAAUAAUUGAAGACUACUAUAGAUCCAAAAUCCACAAAGUCCCAAUUUUGAAUUUGUUUUGUGAUAAGAAUUUUAAAGUCUUAUAUAUAUAUAAUAAAUGUUCAUAAAUGUACCAACUAAGCACGUACAUAAAUCAGCACAGGAAGACCGACCUGAAACCAUUUUUGAUUCCCAAACUGACCCAAUGUUUUCUCUGUAAGGUCAAAGGGAAAUGGAAAAGCCUCCCCAUUGUCUUUUCCUUCACAAAUCCUGUCUUAAGGGUAUGUCUGUCUGUGUUUGAAUAGGGUGAGCCUGUGACCUGGCUCAGGAACUAUUUAUCAUUACAAAAGACUGGCCAAGCUCCCCAGGGUAUCCAGUCAAGUGAGCAUUAACAGGUAACCUUUCAGACGAGAUAAACAACGCACUCAGAUUUCUGCUGUAGACCGCGUUUUCUGUGAUGUAGGUAUGAUGUAUCGGGGGGGGUCUUGGGUUACACCCCUACUGUGAUGUAUGUAUGAUGUAUGGAGGAGUGGUCUGGAGCUCCAGGGCAGGGAAUUUAAAAUUUCUAUAUAAGGGCAGGCACACCUUUGUUCUGGGUUCCUCCUCCUUUCCUUUGUGUGAGGGGAGCACCCUGUUGCAACAGAUCAAUAAAGAUCAAGCUUACUAGCUGCUUUGCUUCUCAAUAUUCUCUGGCUGGCCUCUGUUAUUUUCUCCUACCAAGAGGGAACCUACGUAAGGACUCUAUAUGGGCUCUUGGUUACCCAAUAAGGGGGAAAAGGGCAGAUUUUUGUUUACAACACUUUCUUCUUGCAGGACCAGGCAUCGGACUUCCCUUACCCCAACCCAAAUAAUAAGAUACCAAUGAGACUGGUUUGGGGUCAAAACAGGCCCAACUUUAUUGAAUACAGAUGAAAGAGGUUUGGCUUGGGCACGGGGCAAUCAAAAUACUUCUGGCCCACCGCCAGAAGUGACGUGUGGUCAAUCCAGGCGGGGGUUCCUAAGACUUACACCCAAUAGGGUGACCCCCGCAGGGGCCACCGUCUGGGGGAGUGCCUUUGACUCUGGCCCCCCCCCCAGGCCUCGCAGAUAUGGCCACUCCCCUCGGAUCCCUUUACUGGGAUACUCCAGAGUUUGGAGGGGCAGGUGGAGACCACAACCUCCCCUCCAUCCAAAACAAAGGAUUGCCCCAAUGCCCAGCCAGUUUUGAGGAUUGCUAUGAGGUAGGCAAAACCACCAGGUCAGUGCCAAUUAGCCCAGUGGGCAAAUUCCUACCCCGCCCCUUGAAGGACGGCGACCACCGUAGGCACAGCAAAGUCAUUGACUAUCAGCUUAAACCAGACUUCCUCAACCUCGGCCCUCCAGAUGUUUUGAGACUACAAUUCCCAUCAUCCCUGAGCACUGGUCCUGCUAGCUAGGGAUCAUGGGAGUUGGAGGCCAAAAACAUCUGGAGGGCCGAGGUUGAGGAAGCCUGGCUUAAACCGAGGGUGGGCAGGCCGGGAAACCUAGCGCAGGAACAAACAGGCUGAGCUCCAGGUACUGGCUGCUUAAAUAGGCAAGGGGGGGAUCCGAGGGAAGCCCACCGUCUGCUCCAAUCAGGAGGGGCACAGUCAGCUUGAAUUCCCCCAUUGGGGCCCCAGUGAAGCCUCCUCCAUCCUGCAGUGCAGCCACACGAAAAGGAUGAGUGGGCUUGGCCAGUGAAUCCUGACCUGCCUGCUCUCACUGAUCCAUACAAUGUUGGAUUCAGCGGCGUAGCGUGGGUUGUCAGCACCCGGGGCAAGGCAAGUAAUUUGCGCCCCCUAACCCCUAACCUGCCGCCGCUGCCAGCUUCUUCUUGCUUCUUGCUGCUGCCUGGUCUGGUCUGGUGUGGUUCUCUCCCGCGCUCAGCGCUGCGCUGGGCGGCCGCUGCACUGUCCCUCACCCAGAUAGUCCCUCGCUCUCUCUCCGCACCGCACGCCUGGCACCCACCCCCUCCACAGUGGGCGGCGACCCAGCGGCUCGGAUCGGAUUUGCACAGCCAGCACUGCAGUGAGAGAGAGUGAGUGAGCCAGGGAGGGGCAGAGAGCUGCGAGUGCGAGCACGCCCCCCCAGAUGUUGCGCCCGGUGCGGCCGGCCCCCCCUGCACCCCCACGCUACGCCACUGGUUGGAUUGCAUUCAGACUAAGUCCUCGGACACGACACCACCAAGAGAAAGCUUUGCUAUGGAAAUGGGAAAAUGCUUCCACUACACAUUUUCACAUCAAAAGUAUUUUGCAAUGUUUUAUUCCUGUGGUAUUUGAGCAAGACGGCAUUUCCAUCCAAUCUCAGAGGGAAACAAAUGCCCAAAUUAUUGGCAUUUCCUCACAGGGCGAAAAUAUUUCCCCACCCGCUGGGAUUCUGGCCUUUAGCAGAGCUAUGGAUCCUUUUGUCCAUGAGUCACUUGGAGACUUGGUGACUCACGAAGGCUGGAGCAGCCACAGGAAUGUGCACCCGGCUUUGCAGAACAAACGCCAGAGAGUCGGUCUGAAACGGAGAUGUGUUCAAAAUCACAGGGGUGCUCACCAAAUGCAGGGCUACAGGGGAAAGGAGAGGAAGAGGAAAGUCUUGUAUGACUACUGAUGUCACAAAGGAAAAGGGUCACAAUUUAAUCCCACAGCGUCAGCCCAUUAGUCCUCACGUUUGUCUCAGAGACUUUGUCAGAGAUGAGGAUGGGUCAUGGUGGAAUGACUACGGAUGGCACAGUUAAAGCAGAUAAAGUCCUUUCCCCUUGUUUUGGUCUCAAAUCUAGAAUAAAUGCUGAUAACUGCACAAGGUAAACACACAUACAUAGGUAUAUAACCCACAUGUCUAAAAUAGUACAGGAGAGCAACUCAAAAGCCAUCUUGGUUCUUCUAAAGGCUCUCAAUAUUUCCUCUGCCUCCUUAAUCCCCCUUGCCUGAGAAAACGCAGGCAGAUAGCAGUCAGGGGAAGUUCCUGAAGGGAUUCUUCUCCUAUAUAUCUAUGAACCUCCUUUGUAUUACAGUGGUACCUUGGGUUAAGAGUUUAAUUCAUUCUGGAGGUCUGUUCUUAACCUGAAACUGUUCUUAACCUGAAGCACCACUUUCGCUAUCGGGCCUCCUGCUGCGCCACAGCAUGAUUUCUGUUCUCAUCCUGAAGCAAAGUUCCUAACCCGAGGUAAUAUUUCUGGGUUAGCGGAGUCUGUAACCUGAAGCGUAUGUAACCUGAAGCAUCUGUAACCCGAGGUACCACUGUAAUUGUCAUUGUUUGCCCAGAUGCUCUGCACUGAGGGAAGUCUGACAGGCAUCCUGAUUGUCUUAUCAAAUGCUAAUGUUUUGUGUAAACUGUAUCUGGAACUAUGUGAAACUUGCUAAAUCCUCAGGAAUAUUACACCUUGGCCUGCCCGAGUCACAGUAAUUGGGGCAGAGGAAGGGGUGGGUGGUGGGUAUGGGCCGCCCCGGGUGUCACCACUGAGGGGGUGUGUGACAAAACGCUGGGUGGCACUCACCGCAGGGCCUGUAGCACGCCUGAGCCACAUGUCUCUCCUGGGAGAGAUGUGGUGCCUUGGGCGUGUGCAGGCUCCGUGGUCUGCUUGCUGCCUCCCCCCAGCUGUAGGGUGGCCCUGACUCCGGAGGCCCUGCGGUGUGCCCCGCCCCUAUGGGUGGCUCACCCCACCUCACCCUGCCCCUAUGGGAGGCUCAUCCCGCCCCUGGACAGGCUGCCCCAGGCGCCUGAGCGACUUCCUCCGCUUCUGACCGUAACCCCACCUUAUGUGUGAGGUAAUUUCUGACUGUUUGUAGAGGGGAUUGUCUUCCUUGUCCACGCCAAAAGGCAAACCCUUCAAAGAGAUGUUUCUUCUUGGUUCUAGGUUUCUCUUGCCUCCUUGCAAGGAGGCGAGGAAACUCUGCUGCAACAGAAAAACAAAGAUCUGCCUUGCUUUCACUGCAUCCUGUCUCCAUCCAUUCAUCUCUGACCGAUCAGGGACUUAGGGGACUCAGUCCCUUGGGGAGCUGGGCAGCAAAAGCCGAACACCCCUAUUUUUCUAUAGCACCCUUUAUGUAGUCCAUUUAAGGGGGAAAGGAACAUUUAGGAGGCUUGCUCCAAGGUAAAAGGUUGCAGGUUCCCUAAACACAGCAUGUCACCCUCUCUCUCAGCAUGCAGAUUAUUGCACCUUUCCUGUUCUAAGAUGGUUCAGAAGGAGGCAGGCAAGCAAGACAGACCUGGAAUCAUAGAAUUGUAUAGCUGGAAGGAACCCUGAGGGUCAUGUAGUCCAACCCCUUGCAAUGCAUGAAUCUCAACCAAAGCAGCCAUCUUGCAAAUACGUGGGUUUAAACUUGUGAAGUGCAAAGUACAAGUGCGGCAUAUCAGAUGCAAAGAGCGCAUGUUUGUAGAACAUCAGUGUUUCGCUAUAAGAAUUUCUAGGUCUCAAAUAUAGAAUAAGUCUUCAUAAAUGCACACAUAUCUAAAUAGAUGAACCACGUGUCUGAAAUAGUAUGGGAGAGCAAUCCUGAAGCCCUUUUGACUCUCCCAAUGACCUCAGAUAAUCCUCUGCAGUAAGGGAUGCAAAUGGGGAAAGCCUUCCCAUGUUUUUUUUUGCUUACAAAUCCUGUUUUAACAGCGUAUUUCUGUAUGAAUAGGGUGAGUCUGUGACCUGAGUUCAGGAACUAAAAUAUUAACCAUCACAAAAGAAUGGCCAGGCUGCCCAGGUAAUGCAAUCAGUGACCAUUAUCGGGUAUCCUGCAAGACGGGAUUUCUGCUGUAGACCGCCUCCUUCUGUGAUGCAUGUAUGAUGUGUUUUUUUGGGGGGGGUGGUCUUGGGCUACAGGGUGGGCAAUUUCAAGAGUCCAUAUCAAGGGUUGUCAACCUGGUUCGAACUAGUGGGCGUUUCAGGAUUCUAGGUGGGCAGUAGGGGGUUCUACAGCACAAGCUGAAUCCUCCUUCCAUUGAGCACCGGUGGGCGGUAAGGAAAUUUUACCAUCAAGAAAGAUGCAUUAGUGGGCGGUAGGUAUAAAAAGCUUGACUACCCCUGGUCUAUAUAAAGGCUUGCGCACCAUUGUUCGGGGUUCUCUCCUUCCUCCUGCGUGUAGUGAGUGGGGACCCUGUUCCAACAGUUCCUUGAAUAAAGAUCAUGCUGACUAGCUACUUUGCUUCUCAAUAUUCUCUGGUUGGCCUCUGUUAUUUUCUCCUACCAAUAGGGAACCCACUUAAGGACUCUAUAUGGAAUACCCCAUAAGGAAAAGAGAACAGUUUUUCUUAUAGCAGUUUCUUAUGAUGUAUUUGCUUUGUGAUUGGUGCAUGGAAUAUCUGUGGCCUGGGCAAGAGCACUCCCUUCUGACUUUGAAGAGCCAGGACUCCAUCUGGGACAUAAUCUGCUGCUGAGAUCAGACAAGCCUUUCCUGUUCUGGCACACUGAAGUGCACAUUAAUACCUUAUUGACUGCCUAUCUUUUAUGUUUCAUUAACUUGCAAAGGAUUACAGUGCUGUUCACCAUCCCGCCCCCCGCCUGAAAAUCUUUGUAUAAUGAGACAGCUGUUGUAAAUUAUAUUCCUUUUUAGUAAAUUGUGUGGUUAUAAUGGGAAAUUAAGCUACAAACCCUUGCAAGUUUAUGACCUGCAACUGAAUGCAGUCCCCUUUCAUAUUUUAUAAUAUGCAACUUUCUUUUGUAUAUCAGACCUCGGAGGAGACAAAAAUACUUGCUCGGGUCCCCACCACAUGAAGGAUCCCAAAACAAGUCAAAUUAAUUUUUUUUAAAAAAUUCCUUACUUUUUCUGGCCAUAUGUAAACACCCCAGUAACAUUACAAAUUUAGUCAUAAAUCUGAACUACAGUUAUCACUGUAAACCAAUAACAACUGUGCAGAUACUUACUAUAGUGCUUUAAGUUAACAGUGAUAAUAAAUCUGUCAUAAUCCCCAUGGCAACCCACUUAGCUGCGCUGUAGGAGUCGCACGAUGUUAUUGAUAAAAUCUGCCGAACUCUGCUCUAGCUGAGUCACCACACAGAAUACUAUUUCCAUUUUAUUAUAACAACUCUAGUUAAAUGGUGAUUUUAUGUGGCAAGCCAUAUUUAUUUUCCACAGCAGCUUUAUUUUGUUUCUGUAACAUGAAUGAGGCCCCACGUCUAAUACGGACAGGCCCUGGGCCCUGUGUAAGUUAAGAGAAAGCUGCAAUCCUGUGCCCAUGUCCUUAGGAGCAAACCCUGUUGAACAUGCAAUAAACAUGCGCAGGUGUCGGCUGUAAGAUGAUUUUAUUUUGAGCCAGGUAGAGUAACAGAGGGCUCACAUGUGAUUCCUUUUGACCCUCUGUUUUCCCUUGGGAAAACCUGUGGUUUAGCGCUGAAUUGGAACAAAUGUAGGGCUACCAUAUGUCCAGAUUUCCCUGGACAUUCCUGGGAUUUCAAAGGCAGAAGUGACGUCCAGGAGGGAAUUUCCAGAAGGCGGCAUCGCAUUUGUUCGGUGUUUUUGUGGGGGGAAAAGGUCAACAACUCUGGGGUUUGUCUAACUUUUGGGGUAUCCUGGUUUUUUUACUUUUUGAAAUAUGCUAACCCUAUUACAAUUCUUUUUAAGCUCCUGUGAGAAUUUAUUGGCUGGGAUCUCAUCCUGCGCUGUAUUCUUGUUUUGCUGUUGUUGAGAAGUUUUGCAACGUCUGUGCUUUUGCACUCUUCCAUAAGCCAGCAUGGGAAAUUCCAUUUGGCCGUUGACUGGCAGUGAUAGGUUCAGGGCAGAUGUAAUGAAGUAUUUCUAUAAACUUGUUCUCAGUGGUAUUUGGCCGGACGUUGCUGGAAACAGAAAGCUGGGGCUAGAUGGAUCUUUAGUCCAAUGCAGCAAGGGAACUGGUAUACAUGGUAUACAUUUCAAUAAUUUUAUAAUCAUUUCAACGUUUCUAAACUUGACUGCCUUUCCCCUCUUUCUGUGGUUCCUUAAAUUUAUUUUUAACAUUUUCUGCAUAUCCAAAUUAACUUAAUUUGCUCAUUUAUUCAUCUACUUUAAAUAUAUCCUCUUAUAAAACUGCAGGCUAUUACAAUAAUCCCAAUAAUCCUGACAGGUUUCUCUGUGUGUGAUGCCCUCCAGUAUGAUGCUUCAGGCUGCUGAGAGUAAGGUGGGUUAUGAGCUCCUUAUAGUGUGAGUGUGCAUUAUUCUCUUGGAAAAUAUUCAGUAGGGCCAGUUCUGGGGUGGGUUCCAUUACCUGUUUGGUUAUUUUGCAUAUUUCUUAUAAGAUUUCUGUCCAGAAGGAUUUGGGGGCAUUCCCACCACAUGUGGCUGUAUGUGCCUGUGGAGGUGCAGCGUCUCCAGCAUUUUGGUGAGGUUCCGGGGUGUAUCUGUUGGUUUCUAUUUCCCUCACUGAGCAGCAACUGCAGUCAGAAGACAUUGUUUUGCAUUCCACAGUCAGAGUUACUGUUGGAUUCCCACGGGAAUGGGAGACUGGAUGUGACGUACACUGGUUUCCUGUUUUUCACUGUUCUCUCGGUUUCUUUGUUAGAGAGACAGUUGCUUCUCUGCUCUCACAGAGGCAAGAUGCAUGUUUGUAUUCUCUCAGCAUAGAGUGAAAUAAAGUUAAGAAUGUGGCACAUACUGCUUAUCCUUCUGCUGUGUGGACUACUCUGUUUGGGCUCAAGAUGUGACGAGCCUGUAUCAGCUUCAGAUGGCCCGAAGCUGGUCAAAAUCUCACAGUAUCAGUGCCAGUUUCUGUGGUGUUAGGUACCAUCUGUAGGUAAGUUUCAAGGUGAGCUCCAUUCUUUUGACUGAGAUGGAUUCAAAGGGAGGUUUAGACCACAUUCUAGUCCAUUGGGUAGGGUUCAUAACCUAUGUCGUGCUCCCAUUGUUCUUUGAUUGCGUUGAGGGGGUUUGUGGGAUUUUGGAGAAGUAUUUUGUAUAUUGUGGAUACCAUUCCCUUGCUGUGUCCCUCUGCUGUUAGGAGGAGGUUUUCAAAGGUGAUCAAGGGCCUAGGUGUUAUGUACUGAAGUUCUCACCCUGGGCCAGCAGGGGGAUACUGUAGAUAGUUCAGGUCCACAUAUGCAAGUAAGGGAUCGAAAGUGACGUUCAGUGAUUGGAUAGUUAUAGAAAGUUGUUACAGUUACGUUGUACUGGAGCUCUAUAUAAGCAGGCUGGCUGAACCCUUCAGUUCAGUUCUGUUCUGGCAUGUGAAUAAACAAGAGCUGUUUGAAGAAUCGCUGUGUCAUCUGAUAUGUUCACCCACCACUUAACACUAGUGGCUGCUGAUUUUUACUGCUGGAUUGUUUAAGAAGGCGUGUAGUUGGUGGUGUGUUAGUCAGGGUAUUUGGGUAUCCCCUAGUUUGUCUUGUAUUCCUUGUGUUGAUACGGGUUUGCUAUUUUUGUAGAAGUCUGCUAGAUGGUAUAGGCCUUUGGCUUGCCAAGCUUUUACAGUGGUGCCUCACAAGACGAAAUUAAUCCGUUCCGCGAGUCUCUUCGUCUAGCGGUUUUUUCGUCUUGCGAAGCAACCCUAUUAGCGGCUUAGCGGAUUAGCGCUAUUAGCGGUUUAGCGGCUAUUAAAGGCUUAUCGGCUUAUCGGCUUAGCUGCUAAAAGGCUAUUAGCGGCUUAGCAGCUUAGAAAAAGGGGGGGGAGCGAAAAAAAAAUCUCAAGACUCGCAAGACAUUUUCGUCUUGCGAAGCAAGCUCAUAGGGAAAUUCGUCCUGAGAAGCAACUCAAAAACGGAAAACCCUUUCGUCUAGCGGGUUUUCCGUCUUGCGAGGCAUUCGUCUUGCGGGGCACCACUGUAAUUUUCCCCCUGCCAUUUAUGGAGUUGGGUUGAGAGAAUCCAGAUUGGGAGGGUUUGGAAUAGGUAGGUUAAUUUUGGGAGGGUGAUCAUUUUGACCAUGGCUAUUUUGUCUGAAAGGGUGAAGUUGAUGUCGUUCCAUUUCCUCAAGUCUCUGUUGAUUUGCACCCCUAGGUAUCUGAAUUUGGUGUGGCAGAGUUUUAUAUUUGUGAUGUUGGUGAAUUCCUUCUGGGUAUGCGGUGUGUGUGUGUGUGUGUGUGUGUGUGUGUGUGUUGAAGCACAUAACCUCGGAUUUAGCAGAGUUCACCUGUAAGCCUGACACCAUAUCAAAUAUGCUGAGUUCUUUGAUUAGAAUGAUUGCUGUGUUUAUGAGAUCUGGUGUCAUGACAAAGAGCCUAGUUUAUAGGUUUUACCUUUCAUUUCCACUCCCUUGAUAUCAGGGGCAGCUCGGAGUCGGAUUGCUAGGGGUUCCAGGCCUAGGAUGAAUAGGAAGGGAGCCAGUGAGCAUCCUUGUUUUGUGCCUCUUUGGAUUACUAUGGUAUUGGAGCCCAUACAAUUAAUUCUGCAUUUUGCUGAGGUAAAUUUGUUUCCUAAUUUGGAGAAAGCUGGGGUCAAAUUACAUGUUGGUAAAUACUGCUAUUAGGUAUUUCCAUUCCAAAAAAAUCAAAGGCUUUGAGGAUGUCCAGCAACCUAAUCGUCAGUGGGAGUUUGGUUGUUUUGCUGUGUUUGAUCAGAUUCAGUAAUUUCCUAAUGGGAUCUGUUAUAUUGCGGCCAGGGAUGAAGCCAAUCUGGUCUGGGGCUAUUAAUUGGCGUAGGAAAAAAUUUAGGCAGUUGGCCAACGUUGAUGUGAGUAUUUUGAAGUCUUGAUUUAUCAAUGAGAUUGGGCAGUAUGAUUCUACUUUGAAACUAUCCUUGAGUGGUUUUGGGAUAGAGACUAUUUUAGAGGAGGUCUAAGUUUUUAUGAAUUACAUGUAGAAUUCUGCUGCAAUUCCAUCCGGGCCUGGAGCUUUGUGUGGUUUCAGGUUUUUGAGGACUUGUUUCCAAUUCCUCUGGGGUGAUAGGACCGUCCAUGAAUUCUUGUUCCUCUGCAGUUAAGGUCGGCAUAGUCAGCCCUGCUAGGAAAUUUCUGAUAUCCUGCUCAUAUGGGUUGUGGGAGGUGUGGAGUAAAAUUCAGUUUUAUUCACAGCGUGGGUUUCUCACUCUAAGACAAAAUUAUAGGGUCAGAAUGCUCACAGCACAGCAACUUGAUUAGCAGACGCUCCCGUGGGGCUUCAUAAUCAAAUAUUUGUUCACUGAAAUGGAAUCAAAGCAAAGGGUUUGCGAAGUAAGUCCCACAGCGCACAAUACUGAAAUAACAGAUGGAAAUUUAACAGAAUUGAAACAUUCUUUCUGUGCCGAGGCCUCUUUGAAGUGUGCAAUUGAGCUCAGCCAAGAAUGAGGGGGAAAUGGACAAUGUCAGCAAAGCAGAGCAUUGGCGCUUCCCAGAAGAUGCGUAUCCCAGCAUGCACUGCUAGUGACCACUGGUUUUUCUGGUGCUUUCCCUGGGGUCCAGAUCCCGGCACGCACUGUUGUUGAGCAUGCCCAGAAAAGAUUUCUCAGAGGAAAUGCCGUGACCACACUCAUGAUUUAGAUUGGCUGGAGUUCUAUCAUUCGGACGGGGUUUUCAAUACAGCAUUGCAAUUUGGUUUUUUAGCAGAAAGGGUUUGGCACCAUUUUGCCCCAGGAGAUGUGAAACUGAAGAAUUUAAUAUUUUAGCAAACCAAUCUGCCGUUCUAGGAAUUUGCCAUUUAAAAGAGGGGGCGGGAGAGAGAGAGAGAGAACGAAGAAUUCCAAAAUCACCUAAUUGAUUCAGAGAAAGAACAGAAACUAUACCAAAAUAUGGGGCGCCACCCAGUCAGAGUUAUAACACUAUUUAGUUCCCAUUAUGUCAAUGAGAUAAUUAAGCAAGUCCCUCUUCCCUAUUUAAACCAGCCGGAUUUAAAAGUGCUUAACUUUGGCAAUCAGUUGGGUGUUGUCAGUUCAUGGUCUUAAAGCAGAAGACCAGAACGUUCUUCUGUCCAAGACAGAACAAAUAGUUUUUAAGAAGUCAUUUGUUGUAAGAAAGACAUCUCUUCCCAUGGUGUACAUAUGUCCCCCCCCCCAAUUGUUGCCUAUAAUCAUACAAGUUUUGUAGGUUUUUGAAAUAAUAAUAAUAUAACUUGCUAAGCCUUCAUGUGCAGUAAUUCCUCUAGGAAACAGCCUUCAGUUCUCUGAAAAAAACUCAUCAGCCUAAAACAAACAAAUAAAACCUUCUUCUAUAAACCCAAAUUUUGCAGAAGAGAGUACCCCAAGUCUUUAAGUUUCUGCUUUGGGGGUAUGCGAUGAAAUCUUACUAUUGGCAAAUAUACAGUGGUACCUCGGGUUAAGUACUUAAUUCGUUCUGGAGGUCUGUUCUUAACCUGAAACUGUUCUUAACCUGAAGCACCACUUUAGCUAAUGGGGCCUCUCACUGCUGCCGGAGCACGAUUUCUGUUCUUAUCCUGAAGCAAAGUUCUUAACCUGAAGCACUAUUUCUGGGUUAGCGGAGUCUGUAAUCUGAAGCGUCUGUAACCUGAAGCGUAUGUAACCCGAGGUACCACUGUACAUAUAUACAUACAUAUUAGGGAAAUUACACACAAAAUAAGGGUGAGCUCCCGUUGCUCGGUCCCUGCUCCUGCCAGCCUAGCAGUUCAAAAUCAUGUCAAAGUACAAGUAGAUAAAUAGGUACCGCUCAGGCGGGAAGGUAAACGGCAUUUCUGUGCGCUGCUCUGGUUCGCCAGAAGAGGCUUAGUCAUGCUGGCCACAUGACCCAGAGAACAAAUGCCGGCUCCCUUGGCCAGUAAAGUGAGAUGAGCGCUGCAACCCCAGAGUCAUCUGUGACUGGACUUAAUGGUCAGGGGCCCCUUUACCUUUGCCUUUAUGCAGUGGGUGGUGCCAUGGUCUAAGCCACUGAGCCUCUUGGGCUUGCCGAUCAGAAGGUCAGUGGUUCAAAUUCCCGCGACGGGGUGAGCUCCCAUUGCUCUGUCCCAGCUCCUGCCAACCUAGCAAUUUGAAAUCACACCAGUACAAGUAGAUAAAUAGGUACCACUGUGGUGGGAAGGUAAAAGGCGUUUCCGCGCACUUUGGUUUCUGUCACAGUGUCCCGUUGCACCAGAAGAGGUUUAGUCCUACUGGGCACAUGACCCGGAAAGCUGUCUGUGGACAAACACCAGCUCCCUCGGCCUGAAAGUGAGAUGUGUGCCACAACCCCCUAGUCCUUUGACUGGACUUAACCAGGGAUCCUUUACCUUUUUUUUUUUUUUUUGCUAUGCAAUACCUCCACAUCCCUCCCCUAUAUGCCUAGGUGAUAGUGACAACAGCAUCAACCUUUUAUGUUUUAAUUCUGUGAAUGUUUUUAAAUUAUUGUUUAUUUUUAUGCUUUUUGUGGUUCUUAUCUUCUUAUGUUUACAGUGGUGCCCCGCAAGACGAAUGCCUCGCAAGACGGAAAACCCGCUAGACGAAAGGGUUUUCCGUUUUUGAGUUGCUUCGCAGGACGAAUUUCCCUAUGGGCUUGCUUCGCAAGACGAAAAUGUCUUGCGAGUCUUGAGAUUUUUUUUCGCUUUUCCCCCCCUUUAUCUAAGCUGCUAAGCCUUUAAUAGCCUUUUAGCAGCUAAUCCGCUAAUCUGAUAAACCUUUAAUAGCCGCUAAACCGCUAAUAGCGCUAAUCCGUUAAGCCGCUAAUAGGGUUGCUUCGCAAGACGAAAAAACCGCUAGACGAAGACACUCGCGGAACGGAUUAAUUUCGUCUUGCGAGGCACCACUGUAUAUGCAAGCCUCCUUGAGGCCCAUAAUGGGAAAGUUGGAGUAUAAAUAAAGAUAUCAUCACCACCAUAAAUUUACACAUUUGUCCGGAUUUUUAGUUUUGGGGAAAUGGCAAGCCUAGUUCCCAGGGGAGGAUCAAGUUUCUCUUUGCUCUGUUCUCCUGAUUUAAAUCCCCUCUGAAGCUGCCUGCUAUUGGGUGAAAGGAACAUCAGGUACCUAUAUUAUACAAGUCUCCCCUUCACCACUGCACCCCCUCCAGCUUUCACGAUGCAUGCCAGCUUAGGGGUGUGAGGGAUUUACAUGUGGGGAAAUGGCACAAAGUGGUGGGGGGAAGAGUUUAACUCCCUCUCCUGAUAGGGCCAUGGUCCUGUUCUAAGCAAAAGACAAUGGGAGACCAGUCAUGAACCGUCAUGGGUGCUUAGACACUUAACACUGUGGUUUCUAAUAAUUAACCAUACAUCUUGCUGCAGGGAGAUUCUCAUUUCAGUCAUCUUAUUGUUGUUAGGUAGUUUUCAUUGGUUGCCAAGGGGAAAAAAUAGGUAUAUAAAAGGAGAAUUCCCUGAAUGCCAAGAUUUGGAGCAAAUACUCUUUGUUGAGAGGACCCCGGCAGAGAUUUAAAAUCCCAAAACAUGCUGCAAAGUAAAGCGUGGAAAUGCAGGCUGUUAGACCUUUAAAAUAUGCCCUUUUUGGUUCCUUCCAAAAUUCCCCUCUCCCCCUAGCAUAGAAAAGAUCACGUUUGGUAAGUUAAGAAAUUGUUUACUUACAGACUCUCCAAAGGUCAGAUCUAUGUGCUUUUCUAUACAGCAUUCAGAAAAAGUUGCAUAGGCAGUAACUCUUGGCUUGGUUACAGUGGUGAAAGGUCCUAUAUUAUUGGUAUAGGAGCUCAAAAGAGGCUUGUUAGAGCCAUGCGGUCUGAGCUUGCAGCAACCAGCUCAGACCUCUUUACAUGCUGAGCUUCCCAGGUAGAUUGAAGAGCAAACGUUUGAUUACCUUCCUCACAGGGUGUGGCGUGGGACACCUAGCUAAGCCUGCUGGGACAACUUACUCUAUGGUGUUAACCCUUUCAUGCAUCCAUUAGAUGUAAGCAUGUUGGUGAUAUGAGGCUUGCUAUCCCGCAGUUUUAAGGUUUGGAUUAAAUUAGUGAUAUAGUAGUAAAUAAUGACAUCUCUUAGCCCCUACAUUAGCAGAGGCCACAGCCCUGCCCACCAGGAGAACCCAAAAAUGCAGGCAGUUGAUAUACCCUAGAGAGCAACAAUACAUAGUACCCAUUUUAUUAUGAUCAGCUAACAGCCAUAAUCAUCAUCACUAGCUGGCAAUGGGUGGUGUUGGAAUGGUCACAGUGUUGGACUUUGGCUGUUGAAAUCUAGGUUUACAUUCCUGAUCCACUGUUAAGUUCACCUUGGGCUAGUCACUGUCUGAGCCUAGUGUCGGAACCUGCGUUCGACCGAGUGACUCUUCCGGAACCGCCCCCCGACAAUAACUCCAGGCACAUUCCCCCAUUCAGCAGAGUUUCUAGCACAGGGAAGAGACGAGAAGUUUGAGCUACAUUGCUAGGUUUUAUUACUAAGCUACGCAGACAGAAAAGAAAUACACCCUCUCUCUGUGAGAGCAGAGAGCAACUGAAGAAAGGAACAGGAAACCAGUAACAUCACAUCCGUCACCUGUCUUCUGUGAGACUUCCAGCAGUCUGGAAUGUGGGGAAUGCAAAACAGAGUCUUGUGACUCCAAAGCGCUGCAUAGUGGCAAACAGAAACUAACACCUAGCAAAGGGACCUUUUGCUAAACGAGACCUUUCUUCCAACACCCUUUGCCUCCCUGCUUACAACAGACAGCAUGUGCUACCUUCAAUAGAUUACAUGACCGCUCCUUGUGGGAGAAAAGUAGAUCACUAAACUGCUGUUGUCUAUGUAGCUUUCAGUGUUGUUUAGUCUGCAAUUCUAAACAAAGGUGGAAUCUAGACACAUAUUAAAAAAACAUUGUGAAAAUGCUUUUAAAUACCUUUUAAAAAAUACCUUUCCCACCCCGACCUGGCCACAGUGAUCCAUGUGAUGGUCACCUCCAGGCUUGACUACUGUAAUUCGCUCUACGCGGGGCUGCCCUUGAAGCUGUCCCACAAAUUCCAGCGGGUGCAGAAUGCUGCAGCGAGGCUCCUCACGGGGUCUCUGCCAUGGGAGCAUAUUCACCCAGUGCUUUUCCAGCUGCACUGGCUCCCGGUGGAGUACAGAGUCAGAUUUAAGGUGCUGGUUUUGACCUUUAAAGCCCUUCACGGCCUAGGAUCCUACAGGACCGCCUCUCCUGGUAUGCCCCACGGAGGACCUUAAGGUCCAUAUAUAGCAACACCUAGAGGUCCCGGGCCCUAAGGAAGUCGGAUUAGCCUCAACCAGAGCCAGGGCCUUCUCAACACUGGCUCCGGCCUGGUAGAACACUCUGUCUCAUGAGACCAGGGCCCUGUGGGAUCUGAUUUCUUUCCGCAGGGCCUGUAAGACAGAGUUGUUCCACCUGGCCUUUGGGUUAGAAUCAGUUUGAUUCCCUCCCCCUCUUUCUUUUUCCUUUCUGUGGCUGCAUCCUAAUGUUUUAAUGUUGCAUCUUAAUCUUUUAAAUUGUAUUUUAAUCAACUUAUUUUAUUAUUGGUUGUUAGCCACCCUGAGCCCAGCCUUGGCUGGGGAGGGCAGAGUAUAAAUAAAAAUUUAUUAUUAUUAUUAUUUAAAAAGUUUUGAAAAAAUAUAUUGAAUUUACCAUAGCUCGCCAUCGCCACCUUUUGUCACAUUUGUAUAAUGUGCCUUACAACACACUUAAAAUGUUUUAUUUGCAGCUGUAUAGCUGAGUCCAAACUUACUAGGGAACAAGCCCCACUGAACAUAGUGCAUUUUGUUUCUGAGUAAACAUGUAUAGGAUUGCACCACUAAUCUGACUUGGAGUAGUACACACUCAACUGAUUAUUACUAUGAAUCAUUAUAUUUUUCUGGACUCCGGUGAGUAGUAGUUUUAAUAGGAAGUCAUAGAAAACAUUUUGGUAGAAGUAGUGGGGGUUUUCGGUUAAUAAAAUGAGGUUCUGGUACUCACAUCUUGAUAAAAGUUGCCGUGGGUGUCAGCACAAAAUGGCUACCAUGAACAGCCAAAAAAGAGGUAACAUUGCUCUGUAUGGAUGAGUACUGCCACAUGCAAAAAAGCAUUAGGUUUGAGGGGGGGAAACGUGUUUGUUGCUGGACUGUUAUUUUGUGCAGAAUAUCUCUGGGCUCCAUGUGGAAGGAUUUGCCUGGUAUAUAUGUCUCAGUCGCUUGGUUAAAGGAGAGUGUCUUUUAGCUAGUUUUUGAGGGGAUACUGGCCUGCUUCUUUGGUCUGAUUUGCUCAAUAUUUUUUUUUGUGGGCAGGGAUCUGAGCACCACCACUUUUUCUUCUGUGAAAUGGGCAUUUUGUACUGCCCACAAUAGCUUCCCAAAUGCGCCCCUGGACACAAAAUGUUGAAAAUCUUGGCCUCAAUCAAGAGUUGCAUGACUUAACUGGCAGAAACUCAUACGAUUAGUCAACUGGGACUUCUUUGUCAGAUGGCAGCCCCAAUUUAAUGCAAGAGCAACCAUUUCCCAUGUAGAAGUGAACCAUAGCAAAACAUUGGCAUCAAUGGCAAAUGACAGAUGCAAGCCAGCUCUCUGAUUUCUAGUGGCAAUAUCCCUAGUCAUGGCGGUGCCCCUGCAGCCUGUUUACAAUUUCCAGGAUUACAGCUUUCAUUUUGUACCCGCGGUGUGGCACCAUGGGCUUCAUUUCUACCGCGACUUCUCUGCUCACAGCACUUGCAGCUGCAAUAGACUGUGGGAAAAUAUUUCGUUUCCCCAAGAGAUAGCAUUAGGCAUGAGCGGGAUUCACGUGAUUGGCCCCAGUCCACACAUAUGUCUCCAGCAUUCAGAUGCUUCUUAGUAUGGAAUCCCCUCAGGUCUUAAGACUGGCUGGAAGCAGGUAACUUUACCAGGGCUCCGAGAAAGUCUGAGCUGUAAACCUAUUGCCACAAGGAUAUAUUUGAAGCUGAAUUGUACAUCACGAGGCAGGACAUACAUUUCUAGCUAUGCAGCGCGUCCCUAUCUUCUGAGAUUUGCUGGAGCCUAGUCUCCAGAUGUAUGGAUGUGAUGUGAUAUAUGGAACUGAGCGCUGGACUGUAAAGAAGGCUGAUCGCCGAAGAAUUGAUGCUUUUGAAUUCUGGUGCUGGAGGAGACUCUUGAGAGUCCCAUGGACUGCAAGAAGAUCAAACCUAUCCAUUCUGAAGGAAAUCAGCCCUGAGUGCUCACUGGAAGGACAGAUCCCGAAGCUGAGGCUCCAAUACUUUGGCCACCUCAUGAGAAGAGAAGACUCCCUGGAAAAGACCCUGAUGCUGGGAAAGAUGGAGGGCACAAGGAGAAGGGGACGACAGAGGACGAGAUGGUUGGAUAGUGUUCUCAAAGCUACCAGCAUGAGUUUGACCAAACUGCAGGAGGCAGUGGAAGACAGAAGUGCCUGGUGUGCUCUGGUCCAUGGGGUCACGAAGAGUCGGACACGACUAAACGACUAAACAACAACAAUCUCCAGAUCUCACAGCAGCACCGUAGUUCAUGCAGGGGCUGAUGGGAGCUGUGAGCCCUAAACAUCUGGAGGGCACCAAGCUGGAAAAGGCUGUUCUACUCUGACAGCCAGCAAGUAUGCACAGCCAGCUUCAGGCAGAGGCAUUCUUAAACAUAUGGCGAGUUGGUUGGUGUAUUUCAUUACUCUGGCCACUGACCACAGCAACUGCUGAGGCAUGGGACGCAGGUAGCACUGUGGUCUAAGCCACUGAGACUCUUGGGCUUGCCGAUCAGAAGGUUGGCCAGCAUGGUGUAGUGGUUAAGAGCAGUGGACUCAUAAUCUGUUGAACCAGGUUUGCUUCCCUGCUCCUCCACAUGCAGCUGCUGGGUGACCUUGGGCUAGUCACACUUCUCUGAAGUUUCUCAGCCCCACUCACCUCACAGAGUGCUUGUUGUGGGGGAGGAAGGGAAAGGAGAUUGGUAGCCGCUUUGAGACUCCUUAGGGUAGUGAUAAAGCGGGAUAUCAAAUCCAAACUCUUCUUCUUCUUCUUCUUGGCAGUUUGAAUCCGCACCACGGGGUGAGCUCCCAUUGCUCUGUUCCAGCUCCUGCCAACCUAGCAGUUUGAAAGCACACCAGUGCAAGUAGAUAAAUAGGUAUCGCUGCAGCGGGAAGGUAAACAGCAUUUCUGUGUGCUCUGGUUUCUGGCACGGUGUCCUGUUGCUCCAGAAGUGGUUUAGUCAUGCUGCCCACAUGACCUUGAAAGCGGUCUGUGGACAAACGCUGGCUCCCUUGGCCUGAAAGCGAGAUGAGCGCCGCAACCCCAUAGUCAGCUUUGACUGGACUUAACCAUCCAGGGGUCCUUUACCUUUUCUUACCUUUUACCUUGAUCCUCAGUCUAGUCAAUGCUCAGAACUGGGUCCUGUGGGGCUUUAGUCAUUAGGAAAUCCCCACAGUGUCCCAGUUACACAGCCCUAACUCAUCUUUCCACAAGGAGAAUUGCAGUCCUAUUCCUAACACUCUAGUCUGAUCGUUUUGGUCACGAGCAAAACAAGAAAUUGCAUUUUUAAUAGUAGAAAGGAGCCCUUGCAUCUUGUUAACAUCUGCAGUUCAAUCACAUUUCUGGGCUAAAAGCUGCGGAAUGCCUCAGCAGGACAUAAAUCUCACCGCUUGCCGAAGUUGCCAUACAUGGGAUCCAGAUGUGACUGGGAGAAUUAACAUUCACUUGUGACACGUAAGGGUGUCGGCAGCUUUGAGCAAACCCUAAUAAGAAAGGAUGCUGAACUAACGCACCAUAACCACCCCUUUAAAGCCUGGGCUGAGGCAUCAAAUCAUAAAGUUAGUAGUCCUGUCUCGGGCAUUAGCAAGAAGCAGAAGGUGUUUUGAAUUUUCCUCCAAAGUCUCAUAACACGGUACUUCCCAUGCACUGCUUACUUGCCUUGGUGUCUUUUUCAGUCUGCCAGGGACCUCUGCCGUUUUCUGUAAAUAUAAAGCAGAAGCGCUUCUCUUGAGUGAUGCACACAAUUUAAUGCUAAGUCUCUUCCGUGACAAAGAUAUGACAGAGACUGAUGAGAACUCCCAGCCCAUUUGCCUUCCGCAGCUGCUUCUAAAAUAUUUACGCAUGUACCGUUCAUUUCCCACUGUGGCUACCGCCAGCCUGUCUUAUCCAUUGAGGCUAGUGGCGUGGGGCACCAGGGCGCCAGGUUCUGGGGGGCGCCAGGUGAGAAUCUGGGGAACACUGAACGAGGGCGCUGAGUGAGCGAUGGGGUGCCAGAAGGCUAAAAGGGAAAAAACCGAGCCAACACUUAGCGGGAGCGGCGCACACGCUCUCGCUUGCUCGGCACAGGCGCGCUCGCUCGGUGUGCUGCCUGCCAUGGCCACCGCGGCACGAAGCGGCCAGCUGAGCUGGGAGGUGCCGCGUCCAGCCUCCGCCUCUUCCCCGCCGGAGGAGCCACCCUCCAGCCGCUGCCCGCCUCUUCCAGCCCUAAAAAAAGGUCAACUCUGGGAAAGGGGGGGGCGCCAGAGGGAUCUUUGCACCACGGCACCGGAUAUGCUUAAGAUGGCCCUGGCUACCGCAACCCUUUUCUGAGUGGUCUUUUCUUCUGCCAUAUCUCCAGAUUCAGUUCAGGAUACUUCUGCUAAAACCUGUUCUCCUUGGCAUCAAUAGAAUUAUCUCACCUACGUGGUGUAGUGGUUAAGAGCGGUAGACUCAUAAUCUGGUGAAUCGGGUUUGAUUCCCCGCUCCUCCACAUGCAGCUGCUGGGUGACCUUGGGCUAGUCACACUUCUCUGAAGUCUCUCAGCCCCACUCACCUCACAGAGUGUUUGUUGUUGGAGGAAGGGAAAGGAGAUUGUUAGCCGCUUUGAGACUCCUUCGGGUAGUGAUAAAGCGGGAUAUCAAAUCCAAACUCCUCUUCUCUUGAAGGCAGGGAUACACAAUUUGUGAGUUACCAACCAACCAAUGCAGGCCACCAGUUAUGUCUGGCAACUGGUAGGAUAGUGCUUAGCUUGCUGUGUUUGAAAUGGUCUUGGCAUCGCCUAGUUGUUAGAGUUAUUCUGUCUGUCACCCAGCACUGAGCUGGUUAUUCUUUCCAUACCCAUUCAAUCUCAUGCUCCCUCUGCUGUUGGAUCCCUUUCACGUUCCUGGAUAUCAUCCGCAGUUUUGCACUGCACGCUUUAAAUUUUCAAAAUCGCCUAAGGCUCAGCUUUCAGACUGACCCCCCUCCAACCUGCCCUGCCCUUCUUUCUGGGGGGUAUUCAUUGCAUUUUCUAAUAAUUUAAGUGCAAUACUUAAAACUGCAGAAAAUGUGAGUUUCCCCCUCAGCUAGUGCUGUCAUUGCUGCACAAAAUGUGGCGGCGCAAGUGUGAUGAGCUUCAAGUCGAUAUAGACAUGACUGGUGCAUCUUGAGAAGAGCUGCCAAGCCAGAGAAAUCUCAGCCUACGUCCUCCAGUUCUUGUCCUGACCUGAAAGAUUUUAUAUGACCUGGUGUGAGGCUUCAUGACCUGGUGUGAGGCUUCGCACCAGGCAAAACCUGGCAAAACUUUUGGAAUCGGUGGGCAUACAAAAGGCAGCCUGCUGGUGUGGUGGGUAUCCUACUGAUUGUAGCAAAACUAACGGUUACUGCAAAGUACAGUGGUGCCCCGCAAGACGAAUGCCUCGCAAGACGAAAAACUCGCUAGACGAAAGGGUUUUGCAUUUUUUGAGUCGUUCCGCAAGAUGAAUUUCCCUAUGGGCUUGCUUCGCAAGACGAAACGUCUUGCGAGUUCUUGCGAGUUUGUUUCCUUUUUCUUAAAGCCGCUAAGCCGCUAAUAGCCGCUGAGCCGUUAAUAGCCGCUAAGCCGCUAAUAGCCGCUAAGCCGCUAAUAGCCGCUAAGCCGCUAAUAGCCGUGCUUCGCAAGACGAAAAAACCGCAAGACGAAGAGACUCGUGGAAUGGAUUAAUUUCGUCUUGCAAGGCACCACUGUACAGUGGUACCUCGGGUUAAGAACUUAAUUCGUUCUGGAGGUCCGUUCUUAACCUGAAACUCUUCUUAACCUGAGAUACCACUUUAGCUAAUUGGGCCUCCCGCUGCCGCCGUGCCGCCGGAGCACGAUUUCUCUUCUCCUCAAGAAGCAAAUUCUUAACCUGAGGUACUAUGUCCGGGUUAGCGGAGUCUGUAACCUGAAGCGUCUGUAACCUGAAGCGUCUGUAACCUGAGAUACCACUGUACAGAGAAUUUGAGGUUUCCUUAAAAAAAAAAAAAAAAGCAAGUUCCUAUAGCCUUCCUGGUUCUGAGCACAUUUGGGCAGCUGAUAUGUAGAGAUCAGAGGUGCUUUUCACGAUGGGACAUGAACAGUAUAGCUCCUUCACGUCCCCAAUCCAUUUAUAUAGCCCUCCUUUUUCUCAAAGGGGCAGAUAUGGUUUUCUGUCUCUCUCCUUGAUGACAGCCCUGUGAGGCAGAUUUGGCUGAGAGUCAGUGAUUGGUCCAAGGUCACCCAGUGAGCUUCAUGGCCGAGUGCAGAUUCAAACCCUGGUAUCCCAGGUCCACUCUAACCACUAUGCCACACCAUAGAUACAUUAUAUAUACUGCUCCUAUAUACAUUACUCGGUGCAUCCCUUUUCUGCUCCCCCCCUUCAUUUUAAAAAACAACAGAACCAGGGUUGGUGUGUAGAGAUGGAGCUAAGCUUGGCAAACUGAGGUAUUUUUCACAAACUUGCAAAAUAUACAUUUUCUCUUAAUUCUGAAAUUCAGAAAGCAUCACGCUCCCGGAACAUGCGUCACUCCACACCUGUUCCAACUUACCUGGUGUUGAUGGUGCCAGCAGCAAUAGUUUAAGAGUAAUGAAAUUGCAGUUAAGAAGCUCAAAUCAUAUAUAUAUGACUGACACUCUUCUUUGGAAAUUAAACCAAUGUUCAGAUUUUGACAUUCAAAAACUUUACUUGCAGAAACUUAUAGGUGAAUUAAAACAUAAUAUUUACAGUCACAUGCCUAUCCAAGCAUGGGCUUAUGGUCUCUUUGUCUAACUUUCAAGCAACUAUAUUUUCCUCCCUCUCCAGAGCUCAGCACUCUAGACUUCUGUAUCUCAAUUAGGCCAUUCCUUGCAGCUCCUAUGAGAGAUUUCCACUUGCUUUUCUCUCUUUCAAGUAGAGAAGAAGCACUCCAACACUCUAUUCGACUUAGCAGUGUUCACAGUGGAUUCCAAAAUGCAGUCAUUGCUUUACAUAAUGCAUCUUGCUUUACCUAAAAUGGAGCCUCUCCUUCACAUGAUACCCUCCCAAGUGACCAAUGCUAGCCAAUCACAUGAGUACUACUAGAAUUCAGUUACCAACCAAUCAAGUUUAAACACAGUAAUGCAUUCAAGCAUUUACAAUUUCAGUGAAUUAAAUUGCUAUACUUGUCUUGCCUCCAAUGUCCCAACUACUAGAGAACUUGGGAAAUAUGAUGGAUAAUGGAUGUUCAAUUCCAUAGGAGACAGAAUGCACAGUUGUGGGAAUGCACACCCAAAAGGCCAUGGACCCAAGCAAUGAUCUCUUAGUGACCCUACUGGUAGGAGCACAACCACUGUAAUACUGAACCUCCACUGACCACCUUCUGGUAGCUGCAGAAGAAUCCUGGGGUCAGUGGUGUCAAAAGCCACUGAGAGGUAAUAAUGAAGCAAUAGGGUUGCACUCCCCCCUCCCAUUAGGGCGUCAUCAAUUGGGGCGAACAAAGCUGUUUUGGUGCCAAAACUGGGCUAGAAACCAGACUGCAGUGGUUCUAUCUAGAUGGUCUUCUUCCUGCCAAACCAUGUGGCUGACCUUCUCAAUCACCUUGCCCUGGAAGGGGAUAGUAGAGACUGGAUGGUAGUUUCCUAAAACUACUGGAUGUAGGAAGCACCUCUUCAAGAGGGGCCACACCAUUGCCUCUUUCAAGGAGAUAUGCAUACCUCUCUCAGUCCGUCCCCCUUUUGGAUUUUGCCAGCUGUGAUGGACAGGGAUUGAGAGAGCACAUAGUUAGUCUCCCUGCUGCAGACGUCCUGUCUAGGUCACAUCCUUGUACCUGCCCUGUUCUUGCGUAAAGCAGGGAGGUCCACCAAAAAGUGUGUGUGUGUGCAAAGCCAGAGGAGGCCUCCUGCUGCCCUUUUCCUAUCUGUCCUCCACUGCUUCAAGCACUAUAUGUAUAUGCAUGUAUAUGUAUAUAUAUAAUUUCAUUAAAUUUUCUAAUUCCAAAAUAUUCAUUUAGACAACCUUAAAUCAAUGACUUCCUUCUUCUCUUUCCAUGGUUCAUUUUGCAUACUAUACAUCCCUGCAUAUUUUACAUGAACAAAACUAUUCAGUAAUCCAUCGUUACAUCCAUCAAAACUUGUUUACACUGUUGAAUUUAUCUUAAUGCUACCCGCAUUUUUAAAUGAACAUAAUUUUCACCCAUAUAUUCAGUAAACAUUUUCCAGUUUUCUUUAAACGUACACUCUUCUUGUUCUCUUAUUCUAUAUGUUAAAUCUGCAAGCUGCACAUAUUCCAUCAGUCUAAGUUGCCAUUCUUCUUUGAUUGGGAACUCGCUCGUUUUCCAUUUUUGGGCUAACGAAACACGGCCCGCAUACAUAAAUAGUCUUUUUUGACACCUGGGAAUUUCCCUCUGAAUUAUCCCCAACAAAAAGGACUUUGGGGGUUUUUGGGGGGGAAAGGUACUUUUAAACAAUUUUUUCAGUUCAUUAUAAAUCAUUUCCCAAUAAUCUUUUACCUUUUUACAAGUCCACCACAUAUGAUAAAAUGUACCAUCAACCUCAUUACAUCUCCAGCACUUAUCUGAUUUGGACUUAUACAUUUUAGCAAGUCUGCUCGCGGGUUUCCCUGUGGGUUAAACCACAGAGCCUAGGACUUGCCGAUCAGAAGGUCAGUGGUUCGAAUCCCCGUGACGGGGUGAGCUCCUGUUGCUCGGUCCCUGCUCCUGACAACCUAGCAGUUCGAAAGCACAUUAAAGUGCAAGUAGAUAAAUAGGUACUCCUCCAGCGGGAAGGUAAACGGCGUUUCCAUGCGCUGCUCUGGUUCGCCAGAAGCGGCUUAGUCAUGCUGGCCACAUGACCCAGAAGCUGUACGCCGGCUCCCUCGGCCAAUAAAGUGAGAUGAGUGCCGCAACCCCAGAGUUGGUCACGACUGGACCUAAUGGUCAGGGGUCCCUUUACCUUUACAGUCAUACCUUGGGUUGCGUUAGGUUCAUGCUGUGUCUUUUCGGCUUGCGAAUGCGGCAUACCUGGAAGUGUAUACUUUCGGGUUUCGCCACGCGCGCACACACAGAAGUGUUCUGCGUGCUUCGCACAUGCGCAGAAGCGCUCUAUCGCACUCCACGCUUGCACAGAAGUGCCGCUCUGGUUGCAGACUUUCCGGGUUGCGAACGGCACCCCAGAACAGAUCGUGUCCACAACUAGAGGUACCACUGUAUAAAUCAUUUUCAGGUAGCUCUCCUUCAAAGAAUAACAUGCUGUGAACUUCAGAUCGCUCUUCCAAAGUUUUCCCCAGAGGUCCAAAUCUAUAUUAUGUCCUAUAUCUAUUGCCCAGUGUGUCAUAGAAACUUUAACAAGCACUUUCCUCUCUGACUUGGGUCAUUUUCAGCACUGGAACUGUGUUGGGAGAAAAGGAGCCCAAAGCUGCAGAGCAUGGGAAGCCAAGAUGCAGGUAGGUUCUCCCCCCAGUUCCUUUCACCUACACAUCCUUUUUGCUGUAAAAAAAGGGUUGUUGUUUAGUCAUGUCCGACUCUUCGUGACCCCAUGGACCAGAGCACGCCAGGCACUCCUGUCUUCCACUGCCUCCCGCAGUUUGGUCAAACUCAUGCUGGUAGCUUCGAGAACACUGUCCAACCAUCUCGUCCUCUGUCGUCCCCUUCUCCUUGUGCCCUCCAUCUUUCCCAACAUCAGGGUCUUUUCCAGGAAGUCUUCCCUUCUCAUGAGGUGGCCAAAAUAUUGUAGCCUCAGCUUCAGGAUCUGUCCUUCCAGUGAGCACUCAGGGCUGAUUUUCCUUCAGAAUGGAUAGGUUUGAUCUUCUUGCAGUCCAUGGGACUCUCAAGAGUCUCCUCCAGCACCAUAAUUCAAAAGCAUCAAUUCUUUGGCGAUCAGCCUUGUUCAUGGUCCAGCUCUCACUUCCAUACAUCACUACUGGGAAAACCAUAGCUUUAACUAUACUGUGUAGACAGUAUAUAUAUAGAUAUAACACUAUAUUGUGUAGACACACACAAACACACACUCUCUAUACAUCUAUAUCUAUACACUAUCUUGGUCAAAAAAAGGGGGGCUUGCUACCCGUAUUCCUAGCUGAUUUUUGUCCAUCUUACCAUUUGUUCUUUCUCUAACGAAGAUUGCCAGUGGCAAGAGAAUUCACAGAAAUCCCUUCUUAAUUGGAAACAGCAAGCUUGUGUAUUUUUCAGUUGUCUAUUUUUGAUUCUUGUAAAAUUAAAGUUAAAUAGCUGCAACACAGCAGUUUCCAAAUUCCCACAGCCCCGUCCAUUAAAGAGGAAAUAGAUCCCAGAUUAUUGAGGGGGUGGGGGGUGGGGUUUAAUUAUUAAUACACUAGAACUUAGCAUUAGAACAAAGCACCAGAGGCUUUAUGGGAUACAUCUGGCGACGGCUGUUGUCUGCCUGUACAACUAGGUUCUCACAAACCCUUUCCCCCAGACUGAUUUGUGGGGACUGUUUCUUACUGGGGAAAACGGGGUCUUUUGUGAACAGUUGGAACAAGAGAGGAGCAGUUUUGGUGAACGCUGGCAGGGAUCUGAAAUGCAAGGCAGUCGCACUCCUGAGGGUCCCUCUAUGCCAGGGGUCAGCAAACUUACCGCGCCUCAGGCCGGUGUCUCCAGCGCUGAUCGCGUGGCGGGCCGGAGGCCGGGGGAGCGCAUGCCCAUUCGCACGCACACACGCUAUUUCUGGUGCACUUCCACGUCAGAGGAGCACCAGAAAUAGCUUGUGCGCAUGUGCAUGGGCCUCCUCCGACCCGGAUGUGCACUGGAAAUAAUGCUUGCGCAUGCGCAAAUAACGCUUGCGCAUGUGCACAAGCUAUUUCCGGUGCUCCUCCGACCCAGAAGUGGGAAGCCGCGCAGCACCGGUAAGAGCAGGCGGCUGGGGUCGCCGUAGGCCGGAUAAACGAGUCCCUCGAGCCUUAUCCGGCCCGCGGGCCUUAGUUUGGGGACCCCUGCUCUAUGCCAAUUGUUUCGAGAUGGAAUUCCCACUCUUUGCCCUGUGAAAAGUGAUGGAAAGCAGGCAUGACAGGAGGUCGGGAAAUGGCUCUGCUGAAGUGUGGGAAAUUAGUGGCGGGUGUGGCGGGGGACCACUGAGUGUUCAAACCCCCAUUGAGGGGGACCCGGUGUCAUGUGACCUGUCCCACCAGAGGCGGAGCUAGCUGCUCUGGCACCCGGAUUGGCACAUAUGCUGUGCACUCAGGGGCGGGGCUAGCUGCCCAUGUGGGCGGAGCAAGCGUCUCACGUCAAGCGUGAGCAUCCCAUGGGGGCGCCACCUGCGGCAAGCAUCCCAGGGGGUGGUGCAGCGAUGUCACCCACCUCAGGGAUGACAUCCGGGGUGGACCACCUCCAUCACCCCCCCUUCCUCCACCAGUGUAUCCUGCCCCCACCUGGCAGACCAGCACUGGUCCGGUGGCGGCAGGUGCACAGAAUGGCUUCAGUAUCACCAAUUAAAUGCUGUUUUUAAGGUUGACAAAAAGAAGGGUUUUGAUACAAUGAGAUCGAGGUUUGAUAUAGAUCUGCUGGAAAAAUCACAUGAAAGUGUUAUCAAAGAUGUGCAAAAUUACUUUUAGAAUGGCAUACAAAAUAUGAAGAAGUUAAGACAUUGGGCUAGAGAUUUUGGGUAUAAUAUCCAACUUUCGUCUUGGGAAAAGUUAUGGAAAGAAGAAAUAAAAUUUACUGCAUGCUGUUUGUUGAAAGAAAAUUAUAUGAAAACGAUAUAUCGUUGGUAUCUACAUAACACCGAGCAAAAUUGCUAAAAUGUACAAAACAAACUAUAAAAUGUGUUGGAAAUGUAAAGAGAAAGAGGGCACUUUCUUAUCAAAUGUGGUGGACAUGCACAUUGGUAAAGGCUUUCUGGGAAAUGAUAUAUAAUGAGUUAAAGAAAAUAUUUUUAAAAUACAUUUGUCAAAAAACCAGAAGCCUUUUUACUAGGUAUAACAGGUGAAGACUUUCCAAGAGAAGAUAAAAAACUUUUUAUGUAUGCAACGACGGUAGUGAGAAUGCUACUAGCUCAGAGGUGGAAAGAGGGAGAAGUACCAACAAAAGAAGAAUGGCAGGUGAAACCGAUGGAGUAUGAGGAGAUGGAGAAACUGACGGGGAAGAUCCGAAGUAAAGACACUUGUAAUGUGAAAUUUUUUAAUGGUAAUUAUGGUUAUAUAAUAGAUAGAUAAGGGUAAAAGAUGCAGUAAAUGUAAUCUUAAAGAUAGAACCAUGGAGGGAAGGAAGGAGGUCUAAGGGUUCGAAAGAACUCUGUAUUUUAAUGUUUGAAAUGUUUUUUUUUUUAAUAUAUAUAAUUUUUCAAAAACUUAAUAAAAUAUUAUCAUAUAUAUAUAUAUAUAAACAAUUCACCCACAGGAAAAAAAGGAAGAAAGAUAGCACUUGUUUUCCAUUUUGGGGCUAACCAGGGCAAACUUUUCAGAUUCCAACGUGGGUGUAGUAAAAUGAGUUUGGUGUUUGGGAAAAGAUUCUUAGCAUGAUUUAGAGGUUCACUCUUGGAUGUACUCAACUUUACAUUGGGAAAAGGGCAAGUUUUUCUGCAUCACGGAAAGAGGAACGCCCUUUGCAAAAUGCAUGUACCUGUUGUCAUUAUUGCUGAUUUAUUCAUAUCCUGUUUUCCUUAGAAAUAUUCAAAGUGCGUUAAAGAAAGACACAACAUAAAAACAUGCUUUGUACUUCAGCUUGGAAUCUAGACCCUGUUAAGUGAUUGGCAGUCUCUCUGCCUUAUAAGAAUUUAUGCUCUAAUUGAUAACUGCACAUAUUUUCAGAGGCAGAGCCAAGCAACAAAUAAGCUUGCUCAAAUACUAAAUUAUUCUGUACAACCCACCUCCUCUUGCAGCAGAUGGGAUUACACUGCAGCCAAGAGAGCCUGCUCUUUAUUUCAUAGUGCAGCUAGAUUUUAUCAGUCCUUUAUCUCCCUCUCUCUCUCCAGAUUUGAUCCAGGCAGAAAGGCAAGCCACGUGGCAAUAAUUGUGCUAAGAAAACAAACUAACCUCUGAAGAGAGGAAGAGAAAAGGCAGCUGAGAGGCAAUUUACACUGCAGAAGCAAAUAUACAAAUAUAAAGGCAGAGUCAAAGCAGAUUAUGUCACAGCUGAGGCAUAAUCUUCAAUAUCUAGGUAGGCCAAAAACUUAUGCCCCCAGGGUUGGGUGCAUAAACACAAUUUGUGAUUCGAGGACUGGCUUGUGGAUUGUGCUGGUCCUGAGGGUAAACCGUGCGGUGAGGUCCAAGUCCAGUCCGAGGUCAAGGGUGUGGUAUGGAGGCUGUCCAUCAAAGCUGAAGCGGGGUCCAAGGCAGGGAGUCGGGCGAGGUCAGGAACUCUGGCAGAAGAGCAGGACAGGGUGCAGGCAGGAACAGGCUAGCAACAAUGUUGCUCCUGCAACCUGGGACUGGGGUUGGCUGGCUUUUAUCUGCCCCAAGGAAUAGGGUGGCCCCAGUCCACAGGUGACUCAUCUCUCCUGGCCUGGAGGCGAGCACUCCUUCUGUGGGAACUUAGUUCCCUCCACCUCUCUGCCCUGAGCCUCCGCAGCUCAGGGGAGGCUGGAGGGUUACCGGACCCAGAGGCAACCUCAGCUUCCCCUGAUGGGGCUGAGAGUGGAGCACCUGCAGGCAAUGGGUCCUCCAUCACCUCAGGGGCCAGAGCAGACUCAGCUGGUGCCUGCACCUGAGGAUCCAGCAUAGGUGAGGACCCUUCAGGCUCAAGCCCCAGCCCUGGCUCAGCUGGUUCUGGAGGCGGGGACUCCUGUGCAGGCUGGGAUUCCUCAGGUUCAGCCUCUGAGUCUGAAUCCCAGGCCAUCACAAGGAUAAGAAAGACACAUGGACGCAGUAUAUUAGGUUAAUGGGCUAAAAAAGGCCAUGAUUUUAUUGAUUACAGCAUGUGAGAGGUAUUGGUUUAGGCAUUGGAUAAAACAACAGAGCAUGACUCCACCCCUUCAGGAAGGGGAGAGUCUAACAAGGGUUAACCACCAGUAGGAGGAGCCUGUUGAUGCAAAUACAACUAAAAACUCCCCCUGAUGUCACCAGGGGUCGUGCCAUGGCCCUAGCCACCAGCAAGGGUGUUGGACAGGAUCCACGACCACCGGAUUCCUUUAACGGAAUAUCCAUAAAGUGGAGGGGUAGGCGAUGGCCACACCCUGCCCUCCAACACACAAACAUAUUCCAAUGCCUAAUCGCCAAUACCUAAAAAGUUGUGAUGAUUUGCUACGAGGUAGGCGAAAAAACCGGGAUGCGGGUGGCACUGUGGGUUAAACCACAGAGCCUAGGACUUGCCGAUCAGAAGGUUGGCAGUUCGAAUCCCCGUGAGCUCCUGUUGCUUGAUCCCUGCUCCUGCCAACCUAGCAGUUCGAAAGCACGUCAAAGUGCAAGCAGAUAAAUAGGUACCGCUCCGGCGGGAAGGUAAACGGCGUUUCCAUGUGCUGCUCUGGUUCGCCAGAAGCGGCUUAGUCAUGCUGGCCACAUGACCUGGAAGCUGCACACCGGCUCCCUCAGCCUAUAAAGCAAGAUGAGCGCCGCAACCCCAGAGUCGGUCACGACUCAACCUAAUGGUCAGGGGUCCUUUUACCUUUUACUUUUAGGUGAAAAACAAGUGGCUGGUGCCAAUUUGCCAGUUGGAUAAAAAUUCCUACCAGGCCCCUUGGACAAUGAAGGCGACCAACCACAGGUCCAUAGCAAGGUCAAGAAGAAAGCAAUGAACUGGGGGCCACUAGGGGGCUCAUUGGAAGAUGGCUGACAAUACCAUCUCUCUGACCCACACGGGGUAAUUAUGAGGCUGUUAUGGGAGUAGGCAGCCUCCCUUGUUGCCCCAAGGAAAUGGGUAACACUGCCCUUGCCUGCUGUGCCCAUAAAUCACCCCCUAAUUCGAAAGAAGGGGGUGAGGGCCCUAGGCAGAAUGCCCCUGUGUGGACAUCGGCUCUCCUGGAUGCUGUCUCUGAUCGUGCACUAGUUGCAGCAAUUUGGAAUAAUUAAUUACAAAAGAAGCAAAUGCACAUAUUUCAAGUGAAGAAGGGGAGUGAAGUCUGCUAAUUUAAGUGACCUCUGCGAAAGAAGACAACGGGCUGGAGAAACAGGAAUAUUUUACGAUGAAGAUACACCAAAGGCGGGGUAUGUUGACAACGGGGCUGAAUGGGGGGAACAACCUUUUUUACUUUCCUUCUAUGUGAUUUACAAGAACCCUUCCUCAUUAGAACCGUCGGUUGAACUGACCCAAGCAGGAUGAUUAAGGUCUGUGUGGAUAUAAACUUUAACCAAAAGUAUGCUUUAUGGAGACCGAGAAGCGAUAAGAGCUUUUGGGAAUGGCGCAGCAAUUAAUUCGGAGUCGCCAUCUUGCCAAAGGAUUUAUAGCUGGGAGGAAGAACGGAUUUGUUUUCAGACUGCAUUCCUAGUGAAUCUCCUCAGAGGUUUUGAGAAAGGAGGCAGAUUGGUGAAGAUUAAUGACGCUAAGACUGUUUUGAUGUAUGGAAGUGAUGUUAUAUGGAAAACGUCUGGAUAUGGCUACUGGAUAAAAAUAUUAAUAUCCACGCAGGAUUACAAACUGUUCUAACCAGCUUGUGGAGACUAUCAGAGGUCACAAAGAGAAAGGAAAAAUAUAUGAAAAUAACAACAAGAGAUGUGAAAAAAGAAUAAGAAAGGACUGGAUAGUACUGUGAACAUCAUAAGGUUAGAUUUGUGGACAUUAAAACAGCAGUAAGAAGCAAGAAGUUGAUUGGAUCCCUUUGGAACUUGAAAUAUGGGUACCCCCAACAAAAAUUUAAAAUUCGGCUGUGUAAUUUGGAAUUUAUGUAAUUUGGUUUGAUUUGAUGUGAUUGGUCGGUUAAUAAAAAAUUAUUCUUAAAAAAAGACGAAGAAAGCAAUGAACUAAAGGGAGGGUGGGUGGGUGAUCCGACGAAACCCAGCAACGCAAUGAGGGAAGCACUGCCACGUCCACAUUUGAGUGCACCCCCAACUGCACCCCCAAGCCUCCACCUGAUUGGCUGGCUGCCAGGGGGCGUGGCACGGCAGCCGGGUCAGCUGAGCAGGGGCUGGAAUGCCCCCUGCCAAUGCGGGAAACGGCUGCCGCUCACAACACCUCCCCUCUGGCAGGAGGAGAGGCUUAAGUGGACCCAAAUUCUGAAGUGAACCUAAAUUCUGUAACCUUGCUUAAAUUAGUGACCUCAUCAAAGUUCACAAUUCCUUUGUUGGGAAUGCAAAACCUCGAAUCAUAGAAAUCUAGAGUUGGAAGGCUCCUUGAGGGCCAUCUAACUUAACCCCUCGCAAGGUAAGAAUCUCAGCUGAAGCAUCCAACUGCAGAGCUAUUCUCUUGUGCUACUCAGCUGUAUUUCAAACGUAGUGUCAUUUCCCAGAGAGGGAAAUGUAGCUCAGAAUGCUGAAUAAGAUUGUGAACCUGCAUAGUGAGCAUUCAGCAGAACAAGCGCCUGAAGCCAUGUGCAAAAGUUGCUUAACGUUAAACUAUCGGCUCGGAGUCUGCUUCCGGAUAAGUGGGAUCCUAAUGCAAGCCAUUCACUGCUUUUCCACUCUAAGCAAUAAAGGGAAGAUAAGAGCAACUGAAUUUCCACCCCACUGGAAGUAUUUCACUUUUUCUAUAUAUGUGCCUCCAAGUAAGUUCUGUCUGUACUGGUUCUUUUUCUUCUUUGGCGAUCCCUCAUAGCCGAGUAAGAUUGUCUUCCAUGAACAUGAUUUUAACAGUGAGUCAGUGUGGUGUAGUGGUUAAGAGCGGUAGACUCGUAAUCUGGGGAACCGGGUUCGCGUCUCCGUUCCUCCACAUGCAGCUGCUGGGUGACCUUGGGCUAGUCACACUUCCCUGAAGUCUCUCAGCCCCACUCACCUCACAGAGUGUUUGUUGUGGGGGAGGAAGGGAAAGGAGAUUGUUAGCCGCUUUGAGACUCCUUCGGGUAGUGAUAAAGCGGGAUAUCAAAUCCAAACUCUUCUUCUUUUUCAGUAAGUGACUGUGGAGGCCAAUUCUGGAUCCACAUGUCCUUCUACAGUGGGGACAUAAGUUUCUGGGCAGGAGCUGAUCACGGUGAGGGUUUGCCAAGUGUGCCUUAGCACGUUACUCCUUUGCGUCCUGAGUUCGAGUGUCUUCAAAGCCUAUGAUACCUUUGGUAAAGGCUGUUCUCCAGUUGGAGCGCUCACAGGCCAGUGUUUCCCAGUUGUUGGUGUUUAUACUUUUUUUUCCUUGAGAGAGUCUUCAAACCUCUUUUGUUGACCACCAGCAUUAUGCUUUCCAUUUUUAAGUUUGGAAUAGAGUAGUUGCUUUGGAACAUGAUAAUCAGGCAUCCGACCAACGUGACCAGUCCAACAAAAUUGAUGUUGAAGAAUCAUCGUUUCAUCACUGGUGACCUUUGUUUCUCCCAGUACACUGGCAUGAGUUCGCCUGUCUUCCCAAGUGAUGUGUAAAAAUUUUUGGAGACACCAUUGAUGGCAUCUUUCGAGGAGUUGGAGAUGGCGUUUAUAAGUGGUCCACAUUUCACAACCAUACAGUAAGGUUGGUAGUACAACAGCUUUGUAAACAAGCAUUUUGGUUUCCCUGUGAAUGUGCCGGUCCACAAACACUCUGCACUUCAAUCGGGAGACAGCUGCACUUGCAGAGCUAAGGUGAUGUUGGAUUUUGGCAUCAGUGUUGAAAAAUAACUGCCCAGGAAGGGGAAGUGAUCAACAUUUUCCAGCGUUACACCAUUGAAUUGGAUUUGUGGCACUGCAGAGGGUUUGUUUUGUGCUUGUUGGUGUAGCACUUUGGUUUUUUGGAAGUUGAGUGAUAGGCCAAGCUUUCCAUAAGCUUCUGCAAAGAUAUUUAGGAUGGUUUGGAGGUCAUCCUCUGAGCGUGCACACACUAAGUUGUCACCAGCAUACUGAAGCUCUAAGACGGAAGUUACGGUAACCUUACUCUUUGCUUUCAGCUUGCUCAGAUUAAAGAGCUUUCCAUCUGUUUGAUAUAUGAUAUCUGCUCCGGAGGGGUGUUUCCCUUUGACAAAGUGUAGGAUCAUGGCGAUGAAAAUAAUGAAUAGAGUUGGGGCGAUAAUGCAACCCUGUUUAACACCUGAUCCCACUGUGAGAGCCAUUGUUACUUGCGAUUGUUGCUGUCACAUUAUCAUGGAGGAGCCGAAUGAUGUUCACAAAUUUAUCUGGGCAGCCAAUUUUCUGGACAGUCCACAGGGCAUUACUUACCUACAGACACACAGGACUCAGCUACAUUAGUAAAAAAAAAGAGUGAUUUGAAUGUGUUAUAAACAUGCAACACCAGAUGGCGCCAGAAAGAUCAAAACCUUUCUAUUGAGUUUUUACAUAGGGUUUUUUUUCUUUUGUUAUAACAAUUUUAUUUCUGACUUAUUUAUAACGGCUUUUUCCUGUGCGUAGAUCCACCCACACAUAUAAUUUUAUUGUAAUGAAGGGUUUGUAUUUUCCCCCUUUUAAUAUAUGCAUAUACAUAGACAAGAGAUACAUAUAAAAGAUUACAUACUGAUUGUUGCAAUAAAAACAUCACAGCACCAGCCCUAAUAGAGAAGAAAGUUCCAAGGGGUUGAUUGUGGCAAGCUGCUGAUUCCAUAGGUUCACCCUCUCUUUACUUAAAAACAACCAUAAAACAGGAAGAAUUAAAUUCAGGGCUGUCUUUAGCAUAUGCGCCGCCAGGGUAUAAAUAUCUGCCCAGCACCAACAAAUUUAGUUUAGCCGCCCACAAUUUUUUUUUGGGGGGGGCGAACUAAAGGUUGUUGAGCUUUUUGGGGGGAGGAGAAUCGCUCACCUGUAACAAAGACGCAGCGAAAAUAACUGCUUUUGUUUACUGACUCGUCAGGAAUAUUUGACGCAACGGAGGAACAGAGCGAUGGAGGAGGGGGGCGGGGACUUUCGCUCCAUUACUUUUCACUGCCGUCGAUUGAGAGGGACUAGUAUACAGUAGGUGCCCCCCAGAAUACAUUUGGUGCUCCCUAGAAUUCAGCGCCUGGGUGCCCCACACCCCUUGCACCCCUGGCUAAAGACGGCCCUGAUUAAAUUACAAGGUAGUAAAAUAAUCAUAAUCACAAUAAUAGAAAGGUUAAGAAGAACAAAUGGCGUAAAAUAUACUGUAUUCCAUAGUGCAAUACAAUGUGCAUAUUUUUACCAAAUCUUCAUGAACAUUGCCAAAUUUACUCGUACUUAGUGGGAAUGUGCCAGUCAUGAGAUUGUUCAGUCAUAUUAGUGGGGUGGGAGAGCUGAAAAAAAAUUCACAUCUGCCAACCAAUGUGCAAUUUUGGUUUCAGAUAGCACAUGGGUAGACAUGUCUAAAAAGCCCAGGAGACAAAUUUUCACGGCCUUCUAUCGGCUAUGGUGGCUCAUUUGCCAGAAGUAAUGUAUUUUGCAUUAACUUUCCAAGUGUAUACUCAAUUCUGACAAAAUUGAGACUCCUAGAGCAAAAUAUACAUCAGGAUUACCCUACCCCCUGUGGGAAUGUUCAGGGAGGCAGGAAAGGAUAUAUUGUUUAUUAAUAUCCUUCCUAACUUGCGCUAGGAAGUUCUAUGACUUAGCAGAGUUUUACAUUCCCCUUUUAAACACACAGCUGAAAGCUGGUUGUAGGCUUGUUUAAGCCUCUUACUAUUAGAUUCCUGGUAAGUCCCCUUAUAUCCCUCUUAAAAGAAUGAACACGCCACAAUCUUGCUUAAAGUAUAUAAAAGAAGUUUACUCACAUCAUCAGUUCACAGUUGGAUCCCUGAAGGCAGACUUAGUUACAAAGUAUAUACAUAUGGGUCUAUCCCAUAUGGAGAUAAUCCCUUUGUCCUCUUUUGGCUGGAAGCAUCUCUAGCUAAAAAGCUGCUGGUCGCAACGAUGGAUGAAGUCAAAGAGAGAGGGAGGAGGGCUGCGUGCCUUGUGCUUUUGUUACCUGCACAGGUAAGGUCACACCCACCUUUAGUCACAUGCAAAAGGAAGAAUGUCCCAGCCAUAGCUGUCAACUUUUCCCUUUUCUUGCAAGGAAUCCUAUUCGGAAUAAGUGAAUGUCCCUAUAAAAAAAAGGGAAAAGUUGACAGCUAUGGUCCCAGCCCAGGAGGAAACAGGAAGUUCCGACUGGCUGGACCAAGCAUCCCCUUGCAUGUCCACUCUAGGAAAACAAGGAAUGUUGUACUUGACUGCUAUCUAUGUACUUGACUGCUAUCCACCCCUCACCCCAAAUCGAAGAACCAUAGAAUCAUAUGACUUGUAGAGUUUUGCUGGAUGGCAGGUGUGCAAGGAUGCACGUUCUUUAUUUUAAAAAGAAAAGAAAGAUGAAUAUACCUUUUGCAGCAAAGUGUUGUGCUUGGUAAUGUCAAGAGGAGUUUGGACAGACAGUUAGGAAGGGAAGAGCGCUGUUAAUUGUGCUCUCUCUAUUUUUUGUGCCUGAAUGACAUACUGUACACAGAUUAUAUGCACCCAUUCAGUUUUUAAGGUAUGAACUCCGAUUCCAAAUUUGCUGGAUUCGAUCCAAAUCAAAUAUUAUCACUGUUGCCUGAUUACACAAAGUUCCUUUCCUCCUUUUCAAGAAGUGAAUUGUGCCAGUGAACUACGCCAGGAAGCAUUACUAUUCUGCCUGGUGUUUAUCUUAUUCCAGAACAUCUUCAAAACUCCCUUUGAAACAGAUAUUAUGAAAUGCUCUUUAAAAGCAUGCGUGUAGCUUGCUUGCAAAGAAUUGAUUGCAGCAUUCCCUGUAGUUAAUUAACAGCUCGGCUCAAUGAUGACAAGCUCUUGAUUAUGUCGCGUGUUGCAACGGGCAUGCUUCGUGCUGAUAUAAUGAAUGUUGUAAAACAGUUUCCAUUAUAACCGCCAUUUUCACAAGCCCAUAACUUUUUGAAACAUUUGCUUUGCAUGCUUGGCCCCUGCCCAAUGUUCAUCGGGGGAGGGGGGAGUUUGACCCCUUUCGCCCCCUUUUGAGUUAUGAGAAAGUAAAAGGGACAAAAAGAAACACUUUUACAUAAUGAUAUCAUAAAACCUCAAGUACUCUGAGUGUAACAGGAACAUUUCCUGCCUCUUGCAGCUUGGAACAUGACACAGCUGCAGUCUUUUUGGGAAAGGGUUCGUAGUUCGACUCCAUUAUUCUGAGGCAGGGAUGGGCAAUCUGUUUCUGUUGAGGGACAACCUCUUUCUCUUGGAAGUCAUCGCUUGAGGGCCACAUAGGGCAGGAAUCCAAAGUGAUUUGGAUCCUUCCCUUCCCUUCCACAUUGUAGUCCUUUGGAACCAUGAGCUGGUCUGGAUUCAAUGCAAGAGUCAGUACAGUUUAAAGGGUAAAGGGACCCAGUUGUCGCCGACUCUGGGGUUGCGGUGCUCAUCUCGCUUUAUUGGCCAAGGGAGCCGGCGUAUAGCUUCCAGGUCAUGUGCACAGCAUGACCAAGCCGCUUCUGGCGAACCAGAGCAGCGCACAGAAAGUCAUUUAUCUUUCCACUGGAGUGGUUCCUAUUUAUCUACUUGCACUUUGACGUGCUUUUGAACUGCUAGGUUGGCAGGAGCAGGGACCGAACAACGGGAGCUCACCCCGUUGUGGGGAUUCAAACCACCGACCUUCUGACCAGCUAGUCCUAGGCUCUGUGGUUUAACCCACAGUGCCAGCCACGUCCCUUCAGUACAGUUUAGGUAGCCCUUAUAGGACACAGGUAACAGGCAGAGGCAGAUUUGGAGGAAUGAAACUGCUCUGGUCCCAAAAAUUAUAUGAAAAUGAUCUACAGAUGGUAUAUAACAUCAGUACAGAUAGCAAAAAUGUAUAAAACCGGCUCUAACAUUUGUUGGAAAUGUAAAGAAAAAGAAGGGACUUUUUAUCAUAUGUUGUGGGAAUGUAAAGAAAUUAAAAAAAUUUGGGAAAUGAUAUAUAAUGAAUUGAAGAAAAUGUUUAAAAUGACAUUUGUAAAAAAAACCCAGAAGCAUUUUUCCUAGGGAUUGUAGGACAAGACCUGCCAAGGAAAAUAAGGAACUUAUUUAUGUAUGCUACAACAGCGGCAAGAGUCUUGAUAGCAUGAGGAUGGAAGAAUGAGGAAACCCCGACAAAAGAACAGUGGCAAGAGAAAUUGAUGAACUACGCAGAACUGGCUAAAUUGACAUACAAACUGCGAGACAAAGACAACUGUGAUUUCAAGGAAGAAUGGGAGCUUUAUACAAAUGAUUUAAAAACACAACAAAAUGAACUGGACUCCUUGGCAGGUUUUGAAUAAACAUACACAAAUUUAUUGCUGAUAACAUGAUGGACAGAUAUGUAAGGAUAUAUACAAUUUUAUAAUAUGCAGAGAAAAUAUGUGCAGCAAAAUCAGGGAGAGGAGCUGAGGGAAAUCCUUGGUGUGGAGGAGGGGGAAAUAAAAAAAGGGGGGAAAUUAUGUAGGUGAUUAUAUGGUUUGAUAUUUGUUAUGUGGAAAUUGAGCAAAAAUAUAUAUAUUUUUUAAAAAAGAAACUGCUCUGGUCCCAUGGAUGCCGAACCUCGGGGGCACCUCAGGGGAUGUUAGAUUUAGAAUGGAGCAUGAUAAACAGGGGGCCACAGAUUUUUCGCGUUCCACAGGGGCCGCUGAAAUUUAAGACCCUCAGGUAUCGGCGUAGCCAGGAUUUCUGUUGGGGGGGGUCAAGCCUUUGGUUAGGGGGACCAAAACCUCAGUUAGCUAUGUGUUUUUAUUAGUUUUUAUUGAUUGGGGGGCAGCUGCCCCUCCCUGCCCCCCCCCAGCUAUGCCCAUGUCCCCAGGUCUGCCACUGUACAGGGGAAGUGUGCAAGCACUUUUCUGCCCAAUCAUUUUGUGAAAAACAAGCCCGCUGCCACCUUUCAGUGUUGUUAGCUAGUGAAUGAAGUCACAAGCAUGACUGACAUUUGGUGGAGUAGCAUAAGCCAUAGAAACAAAAACGGGAGAGGCACUCACAUUGUGUGGAGAAAGGACUUGUUGGUUCACUUUGAAUCUUCUUCUUUUAGUCUUCCCUGGUGGAAAAGUGGUUGCUGCCUACAGAAAACAAUUUAGAAAUCCCAGAGCUUGCUUUCUUUAUUAUUUUUUUUAAUUUUUUUAUAUGCUUUAUUAUGCUUAAACACCAACAAAAAACCCCAUACAUUUAUGGUAAGUCAUUUGUUACAAAAAUAUAUGAAGUUAAAAAAACAACAACUCAUAUGUUCUGACAAUAAAUCUAACUUCCCGCCACCUCCAUACGUCAUUUAAUAUUUACUAACUUACUGCAAAAACCUAUCCAUUCAUUUUAUAAUGAAGUAUUAUUUCUCCUGUGUCCUUGUUUCCUACUUAGUACAGCUACAGAAGUUAUUCGAAGGCAGCGACCGAGAUCAUGCUACAACAAAUGUUCUUAAGACAUGUUUUGAAAACUUCCCAUUUUGCAGUAAAUACUUGUUUUGAAUUAUCUUCCAAUUUUAUUCUGUUAAUCUGGCUAGCUCUGCCCAUUCAACUAAUUUUUGUAACCAUUCUGACCUGGAAGGGAUUUUAUCACAUUCGGAGUUUUCAUGUACAGUUUUGUCCUAUGAGAGCUCCCUUGCAAUGCCAUUUUCUAUACACAAUAAGCAUACAGAAUUUAAGCGCUCUUCAGCGGAACAGCCAACUUACUGUGACAAUCUAUCUUUACAGCAUCUGUACAACUGACUCUCAAACUUUGGGAAUGUUGAAAUAUAGACAACAACAAAAAUCAGUUUGAGCCAUGUGACUCAAAUUGGGUCUACUAGACCCAAUUUUGAUAACUAAUGAGGACUAAAAUCACUUCUGGGCUAUCCAGGUUUAGGGGCCGUGAAGCUUAAGCUUCAUUAGUUUCACAGUAUUAUUAUUAUUAUUUCUUUAUUGAAUUUAUAUACUGCCCUAUACCCAGAGGUCUCAAGGCAGUUCACAGAACAAGAUCAACAUAAAAACCACAAUAUAUAUAAUCAAAAUAAAAACAACAACCCAGAAACACCCCCCCCAAAAAACCCCACAUUUUAAAAGGGUAUAGGAUGUCAAUCAGAUCAACCAAAAACCUGGUUUAAAAGGAAUGUUUUUGCUUGGUGCCUAAAGGUGUAUAAUGAAGGCGCCAGGCGAACUUCCCUGGGGAGAGCAUUCCCCAGAUGGGGAGCCACUGCAGAGAAGGCCCCGUUCUUGUGUUGCCACCCUCUGGACCUCUUGAGGAGGAGGCACACGAAGGAGGGCCUCAGAAGAUGAUCUCAGGGUCCGGGUAGGUUCAUAUGGAAAGAGGCGGUCCUUGAGGUAUUGUAGACAUAUCCCAGAAUGAGACAGACCUUUGGUCUGACCCAGCAGACCUCCUCUUAGGUUGAGCUGGUUUGGGAAGAAGAAGAAGAAGAAGAGGAGGAGGAGGAGGAGGAGGAGGAGGAGCUCACCCCGUGGUGUGGAUUCAAACUGCCAAGAAGAAGAAGAAGAGUUUGGAUCUGAUAUCCCGCUUUAUCUCUACCUGAAGGAGUCUCAAAGCGGCUAACAUUCUCCUUUCCCUUCCUCCCCCACAACAAACACUCUGUGAGAUGAGUGGGGCUGAGAGACUUCAGAGAAGUAUGACUAGCCCAAGGUCACCCAGCAGCUGCAUGUGGAGGAGUGGAGACGCGAACCCGGUUCCCCAGAUUACGAGUCUACCGCUCUUAACCACUACACCACACUGGCACACAGGAGUAUCCCUCCUACCUUUUGUGUUGCUUUCGCAGGUUCCUUGAGCAGCAGAAGCCUUGGGGAGUGCACAAAAACACUCACCAGUGCAAAGUCUGGUGCGGAUGGUGGAAUCCGCCCCACCAUUUGGCGGAUUGGAAUGGAACCGACUGA